Messenger RNA from Erythranthe guttata (spotted monkey flower), 1572 nucleotides. The record is from RefSeq and is a predicted model, not a curated record. NCBI's taxonomy places the organism in Eukaryota, Viridiplantae, Streptophyta, Magnoliopsida, Lamiales, Phrymaceae.
AACUUGUGGGGUGAACACUGUAAUUUUCCCAAUUUUAAUAUGUACAAAAAAAAAUUAAAAAUUAAAAAAAAACAAUAAUAAUUUUACCCCUUUUCCGAGGCGACAACGGCUCGCCGGAGUAUCGCACUGCAAAUCGUCUCCUCCUUGUACAUGCAGUCACCGAGGCCAAUUCUCAGUAUGAAAAGACCAAAAACGCCCUCAGCUCCUCCUCCAUCAACCCCUCCGACGCCGCAGCACCGCCAAUCCUUCACCAAACUCAUCAAUCCCAUUUCCAGCAAACGCCGUAACAUUUUACAAAAUCCACAACCACUCCCCUCCGCCGCCGCCGCCAUCGAAUGGAAACCCCUCAAAAUCAAUAAGUCCGAGCUCUACUUGCCGCUCACUUUCCCCACCGGCCAAACCUUCCGGUGGAGGAAUACCGGCCCGUUGCAGUACACCGGCCCCAUCGGCCCCCAUCUCGUAUCCCUCAAACAACUCGAGGGCGACGACGUGGGGUAUUUUUGUCAUUUCACGGACUCUGAUGAAACGGCAAGAAUUAAUCUUUUUGAUUUUCUGAACAUGGGUAUUUCUCUAAACGAGAUUUGGAGUGUGUUCAAGGCUUCUGAUGAGAGGUUUGCUGAGCUGGCAAUGUAUCUGGAGGGGGCUAGGGUUUUGAGGCAGGAUCCAUUGGAGUGCUUGAUUCAAUUCAUUUGCUCAUCAAAUAAUAAUAUUCAGAGGAUUACCAAAAUGGUGGAUUUUAUUUCCUCAAAGGGCAAGUUUUUGGGGAAUGUGGGAGGGUUUGAUUUUUUCGAGUUCCCGACUCUUGAUAAAUUGGCUUCGGUUUCGGAAGCCGAACUUAGAGAAGCCGGUUUCGGAUACAGGGCCAAAUAUAUUGUCGGCACUGUGGCAGCUCUGCAAUCGAAACCUGGAGGAGGAAUGGAGUGGCUUGCUUCUCUUCGUAAAUCGGAUCUUCAAGGAGCAAUCACCGGUCUUUCCACUUUGCCAGGUGUCGGUCCGAAAGUGGCUGCGUGUGUUGCUCUUUUCUCGUUAGACCAGCACCACGCCAUUCCCGUCGAUACUCACGUCUGGCAGAUUGCGACGAGGUAUCUAAUUCCUGAACUGGCGGGGACCACCUUGACACCUCGAGUAUGCAGUCGCGUGGCGGAUGCGUUUGUGAGCAAAUACGGGAAAUACGCCGGGUGGGCCCAGACUCUGCUUUUCAUUUCCGAAUUGCCUUCUCAAAAAUCCAUCUUGCCUUCGAGUUUAUGGAAUACUGUCGAGAAAAGCGAAAUUAAGCUUCAAAUUGAAGUCCACGAAAUUCAAGAAACGAAGGAAAAUCGACGCAGUAAAAAGAAAAAAAAUGACAGUUAAUUAUAUGAGAGGAAAGUUUACAUUUUUUUUGUUGUUAGAGUCGUUGCAUAGUACUUGUAAUUGUUUGUAUUGAUCACUUGCAGGAGGGGGGUUUAAGGAACGGUGAUAUUCACGGGAGCUGUCGUUUUAUUUGAAUUAAAUUGUUGCGAUUCGAUGGACUAUACAUAUAUCGUAAGUUCUACCGUCAUUUUUCGAUUUUAUGAUAUUCCAUUUGUUGUUGUU